AUGAAUAUGUAUAAGCCAAUACGAAGUCCGUAUAUGAUUUAUAUCAUAUUAAUAGUAUUUUUGAAUAUUGUGAAACCAGGCAAAACACAUGACUUUGAACAGAAUUGUCGUGCUAACGGUGAAAUUAUUAUACAACGUCGCAUAGAUGGUUCGGAGAACUUUUACCGGCUAUGGGAUUAUAAACAUGGAUUUGGCAAUCAAAGUGGAGAAUUUUUCAUUGGCCUAGAACGUCUGCAUAAACUCACCAAUAGUCGACCCUAUGAAUUGUUGGUGGUCCUGGAGGAUUUCGAAAAUGAUCGUCGCUAUGCUAAAUAUGAUAAUUUUGUAGUGGCCAGUGAAAAGGAAAAAUAUAAACUUCAAAAUUUGGGAAGAUACAGUGGUACAGCUGGUGAUGCACUAACAUUUCAGUUGGGCUAUAAGUUCACCACCAUGGAUCGAGACCACGAUAUAGACCCUAACAACAAUUGUGCCCAAUUAUAUACAGGUGCUUGGUGGUAUAAAGCCUGCCAUGAAAGUAAUUUGAAUGGCAAAUAUUUAAAGGGUCCUACUACAAUUUUUGCUAAAGGAGUUGUCUGGUAUUGGUUUAGAGGUUAUAAUUAUUCGUUGAAAUUUGUUGAGAUGUCAAUAAUUCCGAAAUAA
Messenger RNA from Musca vetustissima, 639 nucleotides. RefSeq names its product fibrinogen C domain-containing protein 1-like. The record is from RefSeq and is a predicted model, not a curated record. The transcript is spliced from 3 exons. The coding region runs from base 1 to 639 and encodes 212 amino acids. NCBI's taxonomy places the organism in Eukaryota, Metazoa, Arthropoda, Insecta, Diptera, Muscidae.